Molecule: messenger RNA, 1346 nt
Organism: Olea europaea var. sylvestris
Lineage: Eukaryota; Viridiplantae; Streptophyta; Magnoliopsida; Lamiales; Oleaceae
Product: inositol-phosphate phosphatase-like
Exons: 12
Coding region: 298-1110 (270 amino acids)
Biological process (GO): inositol metabolic process; signal transduction; phosphatidylinositol phosphate biosynthetic process
Molecular function (GO): inositol monophosphate 1-phosphatase activity
Source: RefSeq, a predicted model, not a curated record
UUUGAAAAUACGGGCAAAAAACAGGCUUAGAAUAAAACCAGCAUCUUGGCCUGGCAUAUUCUGUGAGCCUCCGUCUUUGCUGUAAAAACUGUAAUUAUCCAAUUUCUUGGAAAUCUUUAUCGACUCUAAAUUGUAGUGCCAAUUGAAAUGCUGACACCGUGAAUGAAUGCAACUGUUUAUGUGUAAAUCCGAGCAAAUUCAGGGACAUUUCAAGUCCAGAAAUCAUCUAUAAAUAAUUGGCCUCAUUCUUUUGUUUUCAUCAACCAUUACAAUUUAAUCUCGCUGCAAGAAAAACAGAUGGCACAAAAAGAUUCAGUAGAGGAGUUCUUAAUCCAGGCUGUGGAUGCAGCUAAAAGGGCUGGAGAGAUCAUUCGUUCUGGGUUCUAUCAGACAAAGCAUGUGGAGCACAAGGGCGAGGUGGAUUUGGUUACAGAGACUGAUAAGAGAUGUGAAGAAGUCAUAUUCAAUUUUCUCAAACAACACUACCCCAAUCAUAAGUUCAUUGGGGAAGAAACCACAGCUGCUAGUGGGGCUUCAGAAUUGACUGAUGAACCAACUUGGAUUGUUGAUCCCUUGGAUGGAACAACUAAUUUUGUGCACGGGUUUCCAUUUGUAUGUGUCUCUAUUGGCCUGACAAUUGGACAAAUUCCAACUGUUGGUGUUGUCUACAACCCUAUUAUGAAUGAGCUCUUUACUGCCAUCCGUGGAAAAGGCGCUUUUCUGAAUGGAAAACCUAUCGAAGUAUCUUCUCAAUCUGAGCUCAUGAAGUCCCUUCUUGCAACAGAGGCAGGAACAAAGCGUGACAAGUCUACUGUGGAUGACACUACAAAUAGAAUCAAUAGCUUGCUCUUCAAGGUUAGGUCCCUUCGGAUGAGUGGUUCUUGUGCACUGAAUCUCUGCGGGAUUGCAUGCGGAAGGCUUGACCUAUUCUAUGAAGUUGGGUUUGGAGGACCUUGGGAUAUAGCAGCUGGUGCUGUUAUAGUAACUGAAGCUGGAGGAGUUCUGUUUGAUCCAUCCGGCAAGGAAUUUGAUAUCACAUCUCAGCGAAUAGCAGCGUCAAAUCCUCUUCUCAAGGAAGCAUUUAUCCAGGCAUUGCAACAGUCUGAAUGAGUGAGAUGUACGAUGAUUUCAGAAACUUCUUACAAGUUAAGUUUCUAUUUGCUUUCUGCAAGCAUCACGAUCCAACUGUACUGGCUUCCCCUGAUGGAUUUUUAGGGAACCUUUAGUCGAAAUACAUGUGAUGUAUUUACUGGUUGUUCUUCUUGAACUAAGACCUCGAGUUGUGCUCUACACUCUGUAAAAUUUAAAUUGGUAAUACAUAAAACACCACUGUUGAAGCUUUCUUA